AAAGCAAAGAUUCUUAAUGGUAGGUGUACAAGUCAAUCGUAUGAUUACUUGUAUAAUAAGCAAUACAAACUUCACGCUCUUUUGCGCAAUUUAUCACUUUGUAUGAAAUGUAUCUAUUGUAUUUAAUAGCAUUGAACAAGUAUUGUCAAUAACCUUGAUUUAAUGUUAAGGUUGACGUUAAAGUAUUUGGCCUACUUUCGCCAUUGACGACAUAGGACGACAUAGGAGGGUGCAGCGAGGAGUGUGCUUGCUUGCGAGUCGCGAGCACAAGGGGUUGACGCGAGUUCGACGAAAAAAAACAUGCUAUAAUUAAUCGCUAAUCGUUAAUCGUCAAUACUAUAUACUUGAGCAAAAAAUAUAGGUCUAUUUAGCUAUACUACAGCGGACAGUUCUUUUUGCAGUUCUUCCACUUCUUUCUCAUACAUUCUAUAUUCUCUUCAAGAUAAAGUGAGUACUUGAAAUUGAAACCACACAUACGCGAGACUGUUUUUUCAGCUGCAAAAACGCUUCGAAUAAAUCUGUAAAUGGAAAGAACGAUACGAUAACAAAUUCCCCACAAACUAAGAACCAAGGUCCAUCUUUCUCGGCUGCAUUAUGUCAUGUUAAAAUUGUAUUAAAAAUUGUGCUCUGGAUAAAGAGGAAAGAAGAAAAUUUCAAAGAAGAGCGCAUAAAGUACACCUAGCAAGAACCGACUUGAACACCUCGAUUAUCUCGAUGACCGUAUCGAUCGAUCGAAGGUCAAUCGCGUCGCGGAUCGGAGCGGAGCGAACUCGUGUCCUCGGAAGUGUCCUCGGUUCGCGGCGACGGUAGUCAAGUCGCCUGUCGGGCGCGUCACGAAUUGUCGUGGAUGAGUUCGUCGCGCGUUAUGCACCCCGAUGCAUUAUCCACGAGGAGAGGCACGAGUGCACGACGCGUGAACGCGCAUCGCGCGUGCGAUGAACGCGAUUACUUAAGGCUCGUUACGUUUGGCUUUUAUCGCGCUGGUUAACGUAAUCGUCAACGAGACAGUAACCCUUCCUAUCCAUUCCUCUUCGUCAUUCUCGAUGUUCAAUCGUGAUUCGGCUGUAUCAUAGAACGUCGACGAUGAAGGAGAAGGUUAACUCACCACAUGACAUCGCGUAUGACAGACUAUCAAUCUUCCCGCCGAUUUCGAACCCCUUGCAUAUCCUUGAUUGACGACCGUAUCGAGUGAAUUUAACACGACAAAGAUGAGCAUAUUCGAGAAUGGAAUAAUAUUGUGUUGGCACGAUAUGUCGGAGCAAACGUGACGGAUUGAUAGGAAUUAUGGUGUAACUUAAGCACGAUCAUAACAAUCACAAUUGCUCAGGCUAUAGUAUCUUUCAGUGUGAUUACAUGGUAGCUAAUGGAUAAAGAUGAUUGUCAAGAACAAAUCUUGCCGAAUAUGCACUACUUAAGUUAAAGUGAGUAGGGGCUCUAUAUCAUGCCAAAAUGGCAAUUGGAAAUAUUAUCUGUGGUGCAAAUACACCCAAAGUGAAGAAAAAGAAAAUUAAGGCAACUGAACGCAGUUGGAUAGAAGCAACAUUUCAAAAGAGGGAAUGCUCUAAGUUUAUACCAAGUGCAGAGGAUGAACAUAGGUUUGUACAAGUACAGGGAGAUAAGAAUGCAGAAUAUGAUGUGAUCACUACUUCCAGAUGCUGCUGUGGCAACUCGUACACGCAUCAUUGUGGAACUGGGGCGGAUGUUCAGAGUUACAAUGCUGGUGACACCAAGGAGAAAGAUCGAGAACAAUGGUCUCCAGGAAAGAAUACCCAUCCCUUCCCCACUGAUGCAUAUGGUACCAUAGAAUUUCAGGGAGGUCCACAUCCAACAAAAGCACAAUAUGUGAGAUUGGCUCAUGAUACGCGGCCGGAACCGAUUGUGCAAUUAUUAUGUCGAGAAUGGAAUUUAGGCUUACCCAAAUUGUUAAUUACGGUUCACGGCGGCCGAUCGAACUUCGAACUUCAGCCAAGUUUGAAGAAAGUAUUGCGUAAAGGUUUAUUGAAAGCUGCCAAAACAACAGGGGCAUGGAUAUUCACGGGAGGAACAAAUACAGGUGUCACGAGACAAGUCGGCGAUGCGUUACUAUUGGAACGUUCUCAACGACAGGGCCGUGUUGUGAGCAUAGGCAUUGCUCCUUGGGGAAUUUUGGAUAAAAGUCAUGAGUUAAUUGGUCGUGGUGGAGAAGUGUCGUAUGAUUGCGUUUCCUCACCAUGGACAAAAUAUACAGUAUUAAAUAACCGACACGCUUACUUCUUAUUAGUUGACAAUGGCACUGGUGGUCGGUAUGGUGCAGAAAUUGUCCUCCGUAGAAGAUUAGAGAAAUAUAUCUCAAAUUUGAAGCUGCAACCAUAUACACACAGCAGCAUACCUGUGGUUGCAUUAGUCAUUGAAGGCGGUACGAAUACAAUUCGGGCAGUCUUAGAGUAUGUGACAGAUGAUCCGCCUGUACCUGUUGUAGUUUGUGAUGGUUCGGGACGUGCUGCCGAUUUAAUCGCUUUUAUGCACAAAUGGAGGGAUGGGCAGACUGGUGAUGGAGAAGGGCCACUGGAAGGUGUCAAGGAACAAGUUUUAGAAACCAUCAAACGUACUUUUCAAGUUUCUGCCGAACAGGCGAGUCAGCUCUGUUCGGAACUUUUGCAAUGUACACGAAAGAAACAUUUGAUCACUGUAUUCAGGAUAUCGCAGGAUAGGCCGCAAGAACUCGAUCAAACCAUAUUGACAGCUUUGUUUAAGUCGAAACAGUUGUCCCCGGCUGAACAAUUAUCUCUUUCUCUAAUAUGGAACAGGGUAGAUAUUGCCCGGAGUGAAAUAUUCGUGUAUGGUCAAAAAUGGCCACCUGGUGCUUUAGAACAGGCUAUGAUGCAAGCGCUUCAGCAUGACAGAAUAGACUUUGUGAAACUUCUACUGGAAAAUGGCGUAUCCAUGCGGAAAUUUUUAUCAAUACCGCGUCUUGAGGAGCUGUAUAAUACGAAAGAAGGCCCAUCGAAUACGUUAGGCUACAUUCUGCGCGACGUACGACCAAAUAUACCACGAGGCUACAUGUAUACGCUGCACGACAUCGGUCUAGUGACCAACAAACUGAUGGGUGGAGCAUAUCGCGCGCAAUAUACACGCCGAAGGUUUCGCAUGAUCUACACGAAAGUGAUGAAGAGGUCUGGUGGCGGUCAUCAGCAGCACAUGCAUCGGAACAGCUGUGUCGUGAAUUGCAAUACGCGCUAUUACGCAGGUUCCGCAGGGAAGUCCGACAGUCUGACUAUGAGUCUACUCGCCGAAACAUUACCAGCUAAUCGUGACACUCCCCUUUUUGAUUACCCCUUUAACGAGCUGCUUAUUUGGGCUGUAUUAACGAAACGCCAACAGAUGGCUUUGUUAAUGUGGCAGCAUGGAGAAGAAGCAUUGGCCAAGGCACUUGUUGCGCUCAAAUUGUACAAAGCUAUGGCACACGAGGCGGCCGAGGACGAUCUGGAGACCGAGGUUUACGACGAAUUGCGCGGUUAUGGCAAAGAGUUUGAAAAUAUCGCCCUCGAAUUAUUGGAUUAUUGCUAUCGACAAGAUGACGAUCAAACUCAGCAGCUGUUAACUUCAGAACUGCAAAAUUGGUCGGGACAAACGUGUUUGUCCCUGGCAGUUACAGCAAAUCAUCGACCAUUGUUAGCGCAUCCUUGUAGCCAAAUUAUUUUGGCUGACUUAUGGAUGGGUGGCCUUCGUACUCGUAAAAAUACUAAUUUAAAGGUAAUUAUGGGAUUGCUCUUUCCUAUGUACAUAGCACGAUUGGAAUUUAAGAGCAGAGAAGAACUGCAACUGAUGCCACAGACACAAGAGGAACACUUGAUAGCUUUGGAAGAUGAGAAAGAAGACAGUGACUCCGAACACGGUGUAUCAGCAGGACCAGACGUUGAGAAACGUCUGCGCAGGAGCCUGAGCAUACGCAACAAACCCAGCAGCCAACCAGGCGUUAAGGCUUUGAUUAGCAACGAGCACUGUACCGCAAUAAUAAAGGAAACAAUUGUCCAAGAGAAUGGGAAAGUAUUAACGGACCACGACGACGGUAUUCAUCGCGCUUAUGGUAUUCGAUCUGAGUACUAUGAUAAUAAAACAACCAGGCCAUUAAGAUUAAAAAAGAAGCUAUACGAGUUCUAUACUGCACCGAUUACGAAGUUUUGGGCGAACGCCAUAGCGUACAUUGUUUUCUUACUUUUCUUCUCGUACUGCAUCCUCGUACACAUGGACGAUCAUCCGUCAUUAGCCGAAAUAUAUGCAAUCGCGUACAUCUGUACGCUCGGAUGCGAGAAAGUGCGCGAAAUCGCAACUUCAGAACCGGCGACGCUCUCGCACAAGUUUAGCGUGUGGGCGUGGAACAUGUGGAACCCGUGUGAUGCAGCCGCGAUAAUAUUUUUCCAAAUCGGACUAACUUUACGUCUGCGACAAUCGACUCUAGAUGUAGGUCGUGUCAUAUAUUGUGUUGAUUGCAUCUACUGGUAUUUACGAAUACUAAACAUCCUUGGUGUCAACAAAUAUUUUGGUCCUCUGGUAACUAUGAUGGGAAAGAUGGUUAAGAACAUGAUAUAUUUUGUUGUGCUUUUGCUAGUCGUACUCAUGAGUUUCGGUGUGGCAAGGCAAGCUAUAUUGCAUCCUAAUUCGGAGCCGAAGUGGCGUAUAGUACGAAAUAUAUUUAUGCAGCCGUACUUUAUGCUGUAUGGAGAAGUAUACGCGGACAAUAUAGAUCCGGAUUGCGGGGACGAGCCGGGAAUGAUUGCGUGCCUUCCAGGUCGUUGGAUCACGCCUGCUGCAAUGUCCGUGUAUCUUUUAAUUGCCAAUAUUUUGCUCAUAAAUCUGUUAAUUGCGGUAUUUAACAAUAUUUUCAAUGAGGUGAAUGCUAUAGCUCAUCAAGUCUGGAUGUUCCAACGCUUUACCGUCGUUAUGGAAUAUGAACAGAAACCAGUAUUGCCGCCACCACUUAUAGCGGUUUGCCACAUAUAUUUACUGCUGAGAUAUUUUCUGAGGCAUAUUACGCAAAAUAAAGGAGGCACGGGUGAGACCUGCGACAACGGGCUGAAGUUGUUUCUGGAGCCCGACGACAUGGAACGAUUGUAUGAUUUCGAGGAGGAUUGCGUCGAAGGCUACUUCCGCGAACAAGAGCUCAAGCUGCAAAUGUCCACGGAGGAGCGUGUGAAGAUCACGACGGAUCGAGUGGAAAAUAUGCACCAGAAGAUUGAGGAUAUCGAUAAGAAAGAAAGCAAUCAGAAUGCAUCUCUUCAGGCAGUUGAAUUCCGCAUUCGCAAGCUGGAGGAGCUGAGUCAGCAGACUCUAGCGCAUCUCGGGGUGAUACAUCGUUUCAUGGCGACGUAUAUGCCGAACGAAGGGCUAGCCGGUUUGGAACUGGAUGUACGACAACGUCGAGUGUCCGAGCGUUCGGAAGCUUUCUCCGAAGCGGAUUCGCACACACAAUUGCCGACGGUGGCGCGACGUAAAAGACUGCUGCGAUCAUUCACCGACGCCACCUUCCUGAACGUCGGCCCGCCGGUGGAGGACGACGGCUUGAAGAUGUCCGAGACCGUGACUUCCCGCGAGAAUCUCAGUAGAAAUUCUUCGGUGAGCGUGGACGUUCCGGCCGUGCAAGAUGACAUCAAAACUAUGACGAGUGUGGAGACUGAGGGUAGCAAGGAUGUGCUCGAAGGCGGCGAUGGAGUGGCGAAGAAGGAGACAUUGUCCGAAAAAGCAAUGAGUCACGAAACCAGCAGGGAGGUGAGCAGAGAGGUAAGUCGGGAGGUCAGCAUGGAGACCAGCAGGGAAAUCAGCAGAGAGCAGAGCAGAGAGCAGAGCAGAGAGCAGAGCAGAGAAGUCAGUAGAGAGACCAGUCGAGAAGCCAGCAAGGAAGCCAGCAGUGAGAAUCCACCGUCGGACAUUAGGCAAGAUUCCACAGAACGUCCUACGCUUAGACAGAACAGCAGAACCAGGUCGGAGUCGGACGACAACAUGCUCCUGCCGCCACCUGGCAUUCAGAGAGCCGUGACUUGGGCGGAACCUCGCGUCGCCGUGAUUCCGUCGUCCGUCACGUCUGCCGGUAGCGCCCAAAGGUCGAUCCUGCUGACGAUGCGCGCAGAGUAUACCAGCAUAACAGACGAGCUCGAGAGCUAUUGCGGGCUUUUGAGUCCGCCUCGAACACCUCCAGUUUCACCGCCACCAUCGCGCGUCCGCAACAUGUCAGACAUUUCGAAUCCCGAGAUGGCAUGGCAGAUCGAGAAUGAGCACCUUCGCGACGCCGAGGAGUGCGAUUAUCAGCAGAUGGAGGAUUUGAUUCAGCGGCGGUAUCGGGAGGACGACAAUGACGACGACGACGACGACGAUGACGACGAGGGUGGUGGUGACGAUGACGAGCAGCCACCGAACGCGCCGGAUGAGGCGGGCGUUGCUUGUUUCUUCAGCGUGUCCAAUGACCAUCAUCGUCAACUGCACCGUUCCUCCGCGAUCGACGAGGACUCGCGCAGACCACCGCCGACCAUCAGCGUUACCAGAGAAAUCGAACAAACGCUGUCGCGGCCUCCGAUACGCGAGUCGGAGACUGCCGAUCCGAACGACAAGAAUCUGAGCACCGUACCUGCGCCUGCUUCGGAAACCAUGUGCUGAGCGAAGCGAGGCGCGUUGUCUGUUUUCUCCGAGAGUUCUGGAAAGUACACAUGAUUUGUCGUGCGAUCUGAGGGCUUUUAGAACCGAUAUAGCUGUCGGUUAUCGGUUUAGUGAUUAUAUUUUCGCUGUCGGAUAUGGCAUAUUCUCGGUUAUCUCAUUUUCGACGGUAAUGCACUACGUUCCGGAUACUCGACGAUUAUCAGCGGUUAGAUUUGGUUUCCAACGAUCAUCUAUCCGAUGGCCAUCCGAUGGACACCGAACUACACGUCAUCCUUACGUAACGUAGUUACGCAUCGAUACGUAUAUUAGACGGUCGCGGGAUAUUUUCUUCCGUGAUUCUUGACUUAGGGGGAUCUAUAUCGAGCACACGACGCUCAUAAGUAUGCGAAAUCAUUUCGCACGCAUGGCCUAAGUAGUACAUUUUUUAGUGAACUAAGUGAUCAUAUUAUAUACAUUUUACGUGUAAUAAUCGUGUGUGAUUUUUAUCGAUUUUUAUAUUAUAUUAUUGCGUCAAUGCUUCUGAUCUUCUAUAGUGAACGAACGACGCGUUGCGAUUAUAUCUCUCUCCCUCAUAUAUUGAUCUUUUAAUGUAUUAUUACAUAGAGCACACCGAGAGAACGUCGGAUUUGGAAUUCUUUUUGUGCACUGUCUCAACGAGUCGUUUAUCGUAUCUCUGUCCCAGAAUUUUAUCAAAUGCAUCGAAUUACAUGAAAGUCGUAUGGUGUACUGUGUUCUGCAGAGAAAGUUACGUUGUCUCUACUUGUGUCCACCACGUCUGAUGCAUUCUGUGCAUUCGAAGUCCUUCCAUUCGGUAGAUUAACGUAAUUUCGCAAUUUUAUAUAUGCGCACCUUUAUUUUAGCAGAUAUACACAUAUAUAAUAUAUAUUAUUUUAGAGGAUGGGAUAUCAAAGGCGCUCCUGUAUAGAGUUAUUAUAUCUAUUGUACAUAACUUACACAAUGAUACUUAAUUAGUCAGCGAAUGAGUCACAUCUUACGAAUACGUCUGUGCUUGGUUCGAGAGUGUGACAAAAUCCGAAAUUUAAUUUGUGAAAACUCGAGGCGCGCAGAGAAACCCGUGUUGAAGGUGCAGGCUCUCAUCGUAAUCGAUCUCUAGAUUUAAAUACGUUGCCGCGGAUUGACGCAGUGAUGGAUAUUGCGUCUCAGGUGCGGCUUUAUUAUCCUUACUGCCGGAUACUUCGAUCGACUUUUUUGAGGUAUAUUUAGGGCCUUACAGAGCGCACUUUCAGCUGCGUCAGACUUUCACGGACCAUUUAUAAGAGCGAACCAUAUCACGCAGACACGUUCUAAACGAACUAAGCCAAUCUGCGUUAGUACAAUUGCAACUAUCUAAAAGAAAACUUUGAUACCUGUACCUAAAAUGCCUAAAUGUAUAGAGAAUAUAUAUUGUGUGUGUAGUUGUUACAUCACACAGAGGAGAGAUGAGAGACGCGAUGAUUUUAAGCGUGUUCAGCAAACGUUCAUGGUGUAUAACUGUGAACUGAUGUAGCAGUCGGUUACCAACUUGUUUCGAGUGCUAGCAACUUUCUAUAUUUUUCUGUCUAGACUAAUUAUUCUUGUAUAAUGUACCGUUGAACAGUUGAAUAUUAUAUUACAGCCACUUUCAUUAAGUCCAGCCGUUACUUGUACGUGUAUGUGUCAAUGGCAGUUUUUAUGUUGUGUACGUUCUCCCUGUGUAAUUUCGACACGAUCGAUAAUCCGAGUGUAUCAUUUCUUAUUGUUUUACAUUUGCAUACAUUUGAGAUACCACAAACUUCACUAAAUUUCAUACACUUCAACUCUGCUUCAAUUUGCUCAAACUGUCCGAAUCAAAAAGAAUUAAUAAUCUAGCGCGAUAUCAUGCUUUGACUCGUAAACGAAGACUAAGUAAUUUCUCAAAAUACAUAUUAUCCACUUAUAUAUAAAUUAUCCUCGAUCCUCGACGAAGGAGACUAUUUGCUCCUUCAGGACGAGGUUUGAACGAUUUCAUUAUCAAUAUCGAUGUAAAAUCACAAGCAAUAUUAAACAUUUGUGCGACAUACGGUCGCGAUAAGAUUAUUAUACAUCGUGAACGAUGUUUAAUUGCGCAAUAAUUACAUUCGAACACUUAAUCGGGACAAUAUUAGUGUUGAUACGGCAUCGAUUAUGCUUUCAUUAAUUCCUAAUGGGAGGGGAGAGGAACACCACCCGUAACGUUAAUUUGUACAUACAAUUGUCGGAUGGUCCGCCAACAAGUGGAAUAAUAUUGCAUUUUUAUUAUUCGUAUUGUAGGGCCACGUAAUUUUAAUGUGUUUGCUAAAUAUAUAUUAUGUAAUGAUAUGUGCAACAUAAGUACACACACACACACACACACACACACACACACACACAUACAUACAUACAUACAUACAUACACAUGGUAAAUAAUUUGCUCAAUUUUAUUUUCAUACACGCGACAUAGAUGAAAAUGUUUUACGAUAUCGAAAGAGAAAUGAAGAAGCGACAGCAUAUGUUCUCGAUAUGAAUGUGUAAAUAAAUAAUGCAUAUACGCAGCGACUAAUACCAAUUUUCGAGCACACACAUAUACACAUAUACACAAAAUAUUGAAUAAUAAUGAUAAUAAUACUAGCAUUAAUUGCAGCGAUAAUAAUAGCAUGUAAUAGUGAUAAUACGUAUACUCUUAUUGCGUAUUUAUGCCGAAUGUACUUUGAAUAUUAUAUUUCUUUAUAUUUCUUUAUAUUUCUUAUGCACACAUACGAAUGUACAUAUUUACAUUUGUACUCUGCUGCAUAGAUCUUUGUGUGUUUAUCUCUCUGUUUUUCGGUGUAGAACCAAUUCACGUUCUUCCUUUGUCGUACGUUGUGAAACGCAGACGCUAGUCAUAUGAAAGUCGUACAGUGAAAAAAUACCAUUGGACGAUUCCGUGGGUGUGUUAAAGCAGAUAAAUCAUAUCACAAUUGUUAACACGACUCUGAAUUAUGGGAUAUAACUUAACUUUCAACGAGACAGAGUGAUGACGAGUAGCGCUCGAGCGAAACAAGCACUACUCGACUCAUUCUCGACUAGAGCUAAGAUAAAUAUUGUUCCGUUGUCAGGAUCUAUUCCGUCUAAGCAUUGGCAAUCAUUCCGCGACGCUCAUUUUGAAAGACUGCGCGCAUACAUAAAUAUACUGUGAAUCUUGGGUCUGUUCUCUUUAGCAAAACUAGGUCGCACUUUCUGUUUUCUUCUUUUUUUUUGUUUUAGAGUGAGACGAAUAUGUAACGGACUGUUGAAGGGAAAAAGAAACGAAGCUCCGGAAUAACACUAGCGUAGCUGAAAAGAACAGGCCUCUUGUCGAUUGCAGCAAGAGUUGUACUUCGACCGAUGUAGUCGUACACGUAAAUUGACUAGUAUCAUUAAUCAUUGAUGUGUUUUAUCAUACGUUGUUCCUACAUUAUAUGCACGUACGCACGCAUGUUCGCACGUACUCUAUUAUCGCGUAUCAACGUUGCUGAAGAUUAACCUUUCACGAGUGGCGAUUAUCUUGCGUUCAUUAGCAUUCUCCAUAUAAAUCGUAUUGUAUAUCACCGUUAUGCGAAGGAGAAAACGAAGAAAAUCGAAACGGGACGACACCUCCAGCGCUCACAGCAAAAGUAAAUGUAGCGUACUUAGAUUUCCUAGCCGUUAUCUCGACAGUACAAUACAAUACAUAUUGCGCUUUGUUAUCACGAGCAAGUACGGCGUAGCGUAGCCGAUACCAGUCUAAUCGAUGACGAUCAGACAAAGCCGUUGAUUGUACGUACAAUUCGGAGUACGCAAUUGUCCACAAUCGUGCAGUUAAUGAUCGUAAAAUACGUGCCUUCUCGUCAUACUAUCUGUUUUUUAUAAUAUACAAGACGCAUGCAUUUUCAAGUUUUAUUAUAACAAUCGAAUUCUAGGGAGGUACUCGAUUCCGCGACGUCCGCGCGCGAUCGCUCGAAGCGUCGCUCCUAUCGGCAAUUCAGGAGUCUCAUUGUAACUGUAACUCUCGUAAUGUUUUCCGACGUAAGCUAAACGUGUUACAUCCAUAUUUUCUUCCUUGUAGCUCGCUUAAUUCGACAAAUACAAA
Messenger RNA from Harpegnathos saltator (Jerdon's jumping ant), 10690 nucleotides. It is a transcript of the gene Trpm, whose product is annotated as transient receptor potential cation channel, subfamily M. Gene Ontology annotation, cellular component: plasma membrane. Gene Ontology annotation, biological process: monoatomic cation transmembrane transport; metal ion transport; protein tetramerization. Gene Ontology annotation, molecular function: monoatomic cation channel activity. The coding region runs from base 1450 to 6627 and encodes 1725 amino acids. The record is from RefSeq and is a predicted model, not a curated record. NCBI's taxonomy places the organism in Eukaryota, Metazoa, Arthropoda, Insecta, Hymenoptera, Formicidae. The transcript is spliced from 22 exons.